This is a messenger RNA of Halteromyces radiatus, 3980 nucleotides long. Its product is annotated as chitin synthase. The coding region runs from base 158 to 3751 and encodes 1197 amino acids. NCBI's taxonomy places the organism in Eukaryota, Fungi, Mucoromycota, Mucoromycetes, Mucorales, Cunninghamellaceae. Gene Ontology annotation, molecular function: chitin synthase activity. The record is from RefSeq and is a predicted model, not a curated record. The transcript is spliced from 8 exons. Gene Ontology annotation, cellular component: cell septum; cell periphery.
UUUUUUUUUUUUUUGAAAAAAAAGGAAGUAUUUUAAUUGUGCAGUACUACCUCUCUUUUUUUUUCAUUAUCCCUUCUCUCCCCUUUUAUUAAUCCCUUUUUUAUACCAUCAUUAUCUUAUCUCAACUUUAUCUAUUCAAUCUAGAAAAGGAUUCAUUAUGGGUAAUCCUAUAGAACAAUCAGAGGAUGUGACACUUGAUAUCCUUCCACAACAACAAUCAUCAUCAUCACCUCCAUUAUCAUCAUCAGCAGCAUUUGCUUCUAACGCCAUUCGUCGUAAUGGCAGUGUACGACGAGCCAAAUCAUUGUCACGACCUGAACGACAAAGACCUCGUCAAGGGAUAUUACGUUCAAUCACUACCGUCACGAACAAUGUCCAUGGCCCCGGAUCAUCUCGCUUGGCGACUCAGCAGGUUUCUAACCAACACCGCCAGAUUAUUUACCAACAACAACAACAACAACAACAACAACAUCCAUCAAGUCAACCUAUGUCUGAUCAUUUAGCCCAACAACUUGAAAGACAUCGUAAAGAACAUCUUCGUCAACAACAACAUCAUUUAUUAAAACAAGAUACCGAUGUUAGCUUUGAUUCUUCUUCUACUUUGGGUGAUAAGUAUAGCGGAGACCGAAAGAAGAAAAGCAAGAACGAUGGAGGAAGUGUGGUACGGACAGGUUGGUGGGCUUGGUUUGCCUUUCUUGCCACGUGUUGCUUUCCAAGCUGCUGUAUUCGUGUAUGCUUCGGUAAAUCUAAUCCAAUGAUGCGACAAGCUUGGCGUGAAAAGAUUACUCUUGUAUAUAUUAUUAUUCUAUUGUGUUUAAUAUUAGCUUAUCUAACUUACGGCUUAACACGAACUAUUUGUCCGGAUGCUAUUGAUUAUUACCCUCAUUCUACGGUAGUUUCCGGUAAACGCGUUUCUUUGGAUACUACAACAAAUGGAUACUAUGCUAUUUUUGGUCAACUUUAUCCAACAGACUUGACGGAAAACUUUUUCAAACAACAUAAUCUUAACUUGACAACAGAUUAUGGUACAAUGGACCUUGGCCCUAUGUUUGAUGGUGAUUUAUAUGGUGAUUGUGCUUCUUUUUUCCCUUCUGACUUCAAUCGAAGCUCUAUUGAUCCCUGUAGACUUGAUAACCCUUAUGGUGGAAGUUCUCUUGCUACUACUGAUGGUUCCUGUCUCUCUUUGUCUGCUUUACAAGCUAUUUAUAAUCCUAUCGAUACAAUCAAUUUUGAAUGGGAUGAAUUUCGUGAUCCAAUUCCAAAUUCUAAUUUAGUAUUAAUGGGAAACUAUGUGGUCAAUUUAACAAGAUUCUUCAAAAAUUAUCCAGAAAAUACUUUUGGAACUCAAAUCGAUAAAGUACUUCAUUCAGCUAUUAAUAGAGAUAGUUCAUACGCUAUGCUUUAUUAUCGUCAUGGAAAUGAUGCUAUGAAUUGUGCUAUUGCUCGUUUUGGUGUUGGUGUCAUGCAAACCGAUUCAAGUGGAUGUAUUGCCUCAAAUAUUAUUAUGAACUUGAUGUUUGCUGUUAUCAUUGCUAUGAUUGUAAUUCGUUAUUCGAUGGCUGUACUAUUUCAAUGGGUUAUCUCUCGUCGAUUGGUCAAACCAGGUGGAAGAUCCAAUUGGUUGGCUUGGCGUUCAGUUCAAGGUGGAAAUGCCGAUCCUGAAAAUCAUAUUCGUGGUCCUUACAAUAACUAUACAUUACGAAAUCCUUCAUCUUACAACGUUAAUUCCACAAUGGGUCCCCAUAAUAAUGGUAACAAUACCUAUCAAGUACCUCGGUAUCCAACUCCUCGAAACUCCAUGUUUAACUCGGUACCUUCAUUACAACGACCUCAUUCAACUUCUACCACUUUAGCACCACCACUUCCUGGUCAUCAACGUGAUUCUUUGGCAAGCAUCACUGCUCAGCAUGCAAAUGGUUAUCAAUCCACACCUCGUCAUUCAUCUUCUAAUCAAAUACAAUAUCAAUCUUCUUCUACUUUGGCUUCUUCACCAUCUUCCUCUAUCACUGCUGGUGGUUCAUCUCCUCACCGUCAAUCUACUGCUUCUUCUGAAAUAGUUCAAACAGAAUUGUAUACAUGUAUGAUGGUUACUUGUUAUUCUGAAGGUGAAGAAGGAUUACGAAUUACUAUGGAUAGUUUGGCUGAAACAACAUAUUCUAACAAGCACAAGAUCUUCUUUAUUAUUGCGGAUGGUCUAAUUGUUGGAGCUGGUGAAACCAAAUCAACCCCAGAUAUUGUUGUUGAUAUGAUGGAUAUUGACGAUAGUAUGGCCAAUCCGAAACCCGUUAGUUAUCUUGCUAUUGCCGAUGGUGAAAAACAAUUGAAUAUGGCGAAAGUCUAUGCCGGUCAUUAUAAAGGUGUACCUUGUAUCACCAUUGUCAAAUGUGGUACUCCUGAAGAACAAUCGUCUCCAAAACCUGGUAAUCGAGGCAAACGUGAUUCACAGCUUAUCUUGAUGUCAUUUUUCCAAAGAAUAUUAUUCAAUGAUCGAUUAUCUGAAUUAGAUUAUGAUAUAUUUUGGAAAAUGACUUCGUUGAUGGGUGGUGAUGUGACUCCUGAUAAAUUUGAAUUACUUUUAAUGGUGGAUGCUGAUACCAAGGUAUUACCAGAUGCAUUGACUUAUAUGGUGGCUGCUAUGGCGAAUGAUAUUACCAUCAUGGGAUUAUGUGGUGAAACAAGAAUUGCAAACAAGACUACAUCAUGUAAGUCGACUAUCUAUUUUAUCACAUCUGUACUGAUUUUAUUUUUUAUUUUUAUUUUUUUUUUUUCUUUAGGGGUGACUGCAAUUCAAGUCUUUGAAUACUAUAUCAAUCAUCAUUAUGCAAAGGCUUUUGAAUCUUUAUUUGGUAUUGUCACCUGUUUACCUGGUUGCUUUAGUAUGUAUCGAAUCAAGGCACCAAAGAAUGGAGCUUGGGUACCUAUUUUGGCCAAUCCUGAUGUAGUAUUGGAAUACAAUCAAAAUGUAGUGACGACAUUGCACGAAAAGAAUCUUUUACUGUUGGGUGAAGAUCGAUUCUUGUCUACUUUGAUGUUACGGACUUUCCCUCAUCGACAAAUGAUGUUUGUACCUCAAGCCAUUUGCAAAACUGUGGUACCCGAUGAAUUCAUGGUACUUUUAUCUCAACGUCGUCGAUGGAUUAAUUCUACUGUACAUAAUUUAAUGGAACUUGUCUUGGUAUCCGACUUGUGUGGUAUUGCUUGUCUCUCUAUGCAAUUCUCUAUCUUUGUUGAUCUUAUUGGUACUUGUGUACUUCCCUGUGCUGUUGUUAUGACUAUCUAUUUGAUUGUGAAUGCUGCAGUAUCUGGAAAUCCUCAAUGGCAAUCCAUUGGACUUUUAGCGGCUGUACUUGGUUUACCUGGUGUUUUAAUUGUCAUCACUACUCGAAAAUUGAUUUAUGUCUGCUGGAUGAUCAUUUAUAUUUGUGCCAUUCCUGUAUGGAAUUUUAUAUUACCAAUCUACUCUUUUUGGCAUUUCGAUGAUUUUUCUUGGGGUGCUACACGUGUGGUUGUGGGUGAAGAAAAAGGCAAGGCUGGUGGACAUGAUGAUGCUAGUGGUGUAUUUGAUUCUUCUCGUCUAGUCAUGCGCAAAUGGCAAGAUUGGGAGGCCGAUCGUACUGGCAAUUCAAAACUUCGUGCUUACAAAGAUCAACGUCCUUAUUCUACUUUGUCAACUAUGAACUAUUCUUCCUUAGGUCCUAGUACUCUCUCAUCUAAUUUGUCUGCUCCCACUCUUGGUCAUCCUUCACCUUAGUGUGACAAUAUUUCUCUCAUCUAUAUAUACAUUUUUUUUUAAUCCUUGUUGUAUCAUUUUGUGUUACUGUUGUUUAUCGUAUUUAUAUAGUUUAUAUAGACUUUACCUUCUUUUUUUAUCCCUUACCAUUUUACUCUAUACAUAUUACAUAUUCUUGGUGUUAAAACCUCUAUUCUUUUUUAUUAGUAUUUUUUUUUUUUUUUAGUGUAAUAAAGAAAUUACAUUGGUC